Molecule: messenger RNA, 3762 nt
Organism: Exophiala spinifera
Lineage: Eukaryota; Fungi; Ascomycota; Eurotiomycetes; Chaetothyriales; Herpotrichiellaceae
Exons: 1
Coding region: 1-3762 (1253 amino acids)
Biological process (GO): early endosome to late endosome transport
Cellular component (GO): early endosome; plasma membrane; late endosome
Molecular function (GO): guanyl-nucleotide exchange factor activity; phosphatidylinositol binding; SNARE binding
Source: RefSeq, a predicted model, not a curated record
AUGCCCGUCCUGAACCCUUUUCUGCGCGCGCUCUUUCAGAGUAGUGUGCUAGGGCAUGCUCUAGCUUCCCAGAACUAUGUCCUCCUCGUUCCCACCACCGAGUCGCUCCUAUACGGUCGGGAUCGUGAGACAAACAAGCGCUAUGCGGACCAGGCCGACGAUGAGGACUUUCUGGGGAGUCACAUCCUGCGCAUCACUCCCCCGACAGCAGGGAAAGAGGGCAAUGUCCGUGAUAUCCGUGGGAAAGCGAAGACCUACGCUACGGUAAAUGGGAGAUCUGUGAUAUUGAAGGAGAACAUUGUUUAUACGAAUAAGGGGUUCAAGCAGUUGACCCAGGCUACGCUCUUGACGGAUCUCCUGUACUUUUCUUCGGGGACUGAAAUGCAGCAAUGGCUUGUUUAUUAUAUAAGCAAACCUCUGACCGGGAUCUUCGAGGCAUUACCCAUCAAACCAGCUGUUAUCGGCCAGAGCAAACUCCUUCCUCCCCCAUCCGCCACAUCAUCCUCAGCCGAGCCAACGCCUAAGAAGAAGGACAUCAAGACCUUCAACGAGCUGCUCAACAGCUUUCCCAUGAUCGCGCGACAAAUGCAACCCGGCUUAGAGAGACUGUUUAAUGAGUUUGGAAAAGAGCUGGGCAGGCCGUUGCCCCCACCCCCUUCACGCAGCCCGACUUUGGGUUCUCUAGAUGGCGUGACUCAAACCUCGGAAAACGGCUCGAUCAAGUCCAACGGGUCGCUGAAACUGCCCUUCAAUUCUGCCGCGUACUUUGAGGACGAGGAAGAUUUGAUGCGUCGAGCCCUCGAGACGGCCGUAACCGCCGCAAUUGAUUUGUUCCAGGACGUCGACAAACAGCAGUUGUCGUAUCUCGGUGCCACCACAGACUUGACUGGUCCCGAUGUUGAGCGAUUAAUUGAGCGAUACGUUGCAGAGUAUGUUCACGAUCAGCUGUUGUUUCCCCGGUUGUGCGCCUUUUACAAAGCUCAAGAUCAAGAACUCGACCGUCGAAUGCGCCAGAUGGAUUGCCUGGACGUCUCUCAAGUUGGAAUAUCUAUCGAAGAGGGGCGAAAAGGCAAGAGGGAUUUGAUAGGCCGAAUAAAUCGCGGAGUUACUGUCUUUCGCAAGAUGGGAGUUGCCAGCAGUCCUCAGGAAAUGCUCGAUACUCUUCUUGAAACUCAGAGGGUGGUCUCUGAACAAGGGAUCACGGAUGAAGAAAAGCGAGCCGCAGCAAUGACAAUCAAUGCUGAUAUCCUGGUGUCCCUCCUACUCCUUGUCGUCAUCAGGUCUUCCGUGAGACACCUUCAAGCCAGACUAGCAUACAUGCAGCGAUUCAUCUACAUUGAUGAUGUCGAAAGUGGCGAGAUUGGAUAUUCGUUGAGUACGUUGGAAGCCGUCUUGACCUAUCUCGCACGAGAUGCAGGUGGCUUACGCAAAGCAUCGAAACAAAACCAACUGCUGUGGAACGCGGUCAAGGAGGGCAGGGUUGAAGACGUGAAGUCCGUCUUUGAAGAAUCAGCCAUUCUCACCGAUGACUUCAUAGACGAACCCAUAGAGCUCUCACUUUCGCGAAAGACGACGCUGUCCGCAGUUUCGACCCCGCGGGAUUCCCUUUCAAGGACUAACUCCAGCGAAGGUGGCCUGGCACAUGUCUUUCCCUUUCAAGCAGCUGAGAGGAGCCUGUCGAUACCGAAGGAGAAGAAAAAGGUUAAAAUGGCGGCGAGGAGUAUGUCAAUAUCGUCAACCUUCUCAUUCGCGUCCAGAGCUGCCACGAUCGAAACCAGUCUCAGUGGUAUUGAAGGCGACACAUCUGUCCAAAGCCUGGCCCAGACGCAGGACGGGGUCGGAAAUUCUGUGCUUAUGAUGGCGGUAGAAAGUCAACAACCGAAAUCAUUAUCGUAUCUGUUGAGUCUCCAUGAACAUUAUGGGACGGAGGACAUUCUUGACGACACCACUCAAGAUGGAGCAACCCUACUGAGCUCAGCUGUUCAACUCGCAAACACCGAACUAGUUGAUAUUAUCCUAGACUUUGCCGAACAAAACACAAACGAGACCCGAUUCAGGGAGUACCUCGCUGUCAAAGAUUCUCGAGGGCGUAGUGUGGCCCACUACAUCUUCAACACGCCUGGCUUGAUCAAAAGACUUGCUAAUGUGCUACCCUGGCGGCAAAAAGAUAAAAUCGGCCAUACACCUCUCUUUGCCAUUUGUCGAACUUAUGACCAUACUGAAUAUAGCAAUAUGGUUUCUGAGGCUCUGAUAGCGGCGAAGCACGCCCAAGGUGGCGACGGUCCCCUACGACUAGAAGACCAUACUGAUAACAAGGGCAAUUCCUUGCUUCAUAUCGUUAAUGAUGCGACCAUAAUGCAGCGGUUGCUUGAGUACUGCGAGGUCGACGUGAACGCCAUGAACGACAAGAAGUUUACUCCUUUGAUGCUCGCAAGCAAGUACGGCCGAGUCGACAUGGUGCGCAUAUUCCUGGGUGAUUCACGAAUAGACACACAUCUCCGUGAAGCAAGGGGUCUGACGGCGGUUGAGUUGGCCAAGGAUGAUGAGGUGCGAAACCGCAUCGACGAUCUCACACUCUUUUCCCCUUCCAAUGUGGCAGACAUGACCGGACGUAUAACAUCCAUAGUCCGGUCUUUCUUUGUCGAGGACGGCUCAACACGUUACAUUCUCAAGUCGGGGGCACCGAACCCCGCCGUGUCAAGCACUACCUACACCAUUACGACGAGUCGGCGAGCUCUCCAGGACUUUGAGAACCUCGCCAAAUGGCUUUCGAUGGACCAUCCGGCCUCGUACAUGCCGACGAUGCUCGCUUCGAACUUCCGCACUCCAUUUCAACUUCACUCACGCCCCUCACGUGCCGUCCUGUAUGACUCGCAGACUCAUCUCGACCGAUUCCUCAAGAUUCUCAUGAACCACCCCACCUUCUCAACGAACGAAAUGCUUUGGGAGUUCUUCCUCGUACCGGACAUGCUUCCAGACCAGAUGGCUCAGCGUGCACGCUUAAAGGCUGAGCUCGUGCAAGAAAAGAUCAGCGAUGACUAUGAGCCACUCACUGACUGGGGUGACGUUGUCGCAGUAGACAAUGUUGUCUCGCAUUCUCGUGAGAUGGUGCGGCGCGUGAAUAACAGUACCCGUGCCAUCGUCAGGCGAGGACACUUAUAUGUCCAGGCGCAGGCAGAUCUUGCCGAGAGCCUCAGUUUGUGUGCUGUGGCGUUUGCGACGAUGGGGACUCCGGCGACGACGUUACCUAGGGUACAUGUUGACACAUUCAUCCGGAUGGCGGGCCUGAUGCAUACGGAAAACGCAUCAAACCCACUCGCAAGCUACAUUUUGAGCAUGAGCAGUUUCCACAGCACGAUUACCGCGGUGCAGAGCGCUUUGCUCCGACCCGGCCAACUCAUUGAACGGAUCGUCACGUUACAAAAGAGCAUCAACAAGGGAAGGUUGAACCUGGCUAAUGGCCAGGUAGCUCGGAAGGGCGUACUGGGUGGCAUCAAUUUCCCAGGGAGCGAGGAAAGCAAGGCCAAAGCUAAGCAGGAUGUAGAAAAGAAGCUUGCAAAGAACGAAAUCGAGGUUGACCUGCUGGGCAGGGAAUUGAGAUAUACGCAGGAAGUUGUGGUUAGUGAACUCGCAGGGUGGACUACAUGGAGAGAGAGUUGGGGGAAAGAAGAAGUCAAGAGGUUGGCUUCUGCGAUGGUGGUGAGGGAGAGAGAGAGAUUGAAUGGAAUGCAGAGAGCGCUUAGAGCAUUGAAGGAGGCAUGA